GACGGAGUGUUGUUGUACUUAUUGUGUAAUGCGAGCCUUGUGACAUAAAAUACAUUUGUCUGAAAAACAGAAAAUAAAUUUGCCCGAAAAACAGACAAAAACAGGCCGAAAAAUAGAGGGAAAAAUAUUAGCCCGAAAAACAGAAACUACAUUUGCCCGAAAAACAGGAAAAAAUUGCCUGAAAAACGGAGGGAAAAAUAUUAGCCUGAAAAACAAAAAAUAAAUUUCCCCGAAAAACAGAGGGAAAAAUAUUAGCCCGAAAACCAGAAAAUACAUUUGCCUGAAAAACAGAAAACACAUUUUCUCUAAAAACAGAAAAAAAAUAGCCCGAAAAAAAAAGAAAAUACAUUUAGCCGAAAAACAGGAAAUAAAUUUGCCCAAAAAACAGGAAAAAUUGCCCAAAAAACAGAGGGAAAAAUAUUAGCCGGAAAAACAGAAUAUACAUUUGCGCGAAAAACGGAAACAAUAGCCCGAAAAAAGAGGGAGAAAUAUUAGCCGGAAAAACAGAAAAUACAUUUGCUGGAAAAACAGAAAAUCAAUUUGCCCAAAAAACAGCAAUAGGCUUCCGUAGUUUUGCAGUCUGUUGGACUCAGCGCCGUUGGUGGAUUUUCCGGAGGUACCCGAACGCCGCAAGGGGCGCGCUGGUCGUCGGCCGCGCCCCCCUCGUAGUAGGGCGGGGAAGAAGCCGCCCGUUUGGUUUCGCUCGCUUUCAAAAAGUUACACAAGCGAGGGCGAGAUUUUGACAACAGGGGGCCUGUUUCGCAAGCGCUGACAAGCCGUCACGCCUUUGUCGUUCCAUUCACCUCGAGCGUGGGAUCUUUCCCACCUCAACGUCGUCGCGCCCCGCCGACCUCAGUGGCCACGUUUUCCGCUUGCGGAUCGAAAGAGCAACCGAUCAAAACAAACAAGCAAGCAAGCAAGCAAACCGACCGACAGACGCCUUUUUUUUGGGGGGGGGGGGGGGGGUUGGUGGGGCGAGAUUUCACGAUCGUCGACUCCGCGGGAAUGUGAUUUUUGUGGAGGUUCCGCGACAAAAGCAAACAGGUCGCCGCCGCGGCCGCCGUCAAGUGGGAUCACAUCGGACCGCGAUCCUUCCUUCCUUCCUUCCUUCGUUCGCCGACUGAGAGGGUUUUGGGGGGGUACCAUGGAGCCGAGCGCCGUCCUUCUCACCACCGGAGGAUCCUACGGACUCUUCCGAUGCAUCAACGCCGGGGUGGGCAGCUUGCCCGUGCCGGAAAGCGCCCGCAAGAACGCGAUCAAAUGGAGAAACAUCUCCACGUCCUUCACGCACAGCCUCGUCACCGCCAUUUGGGCCGUGCUUUGCUUUUUCCUGCAACCGGAGAUGGCCGAAGACCUGAUCGAGACGCAUUCGGUGUUUUCUCACGCCCUGGUGUCUUUUUCCAUCGGUUACUUCAUCUACGACCUGUGCGACAUGGUGAAGAACCAGAAGUUAAGUCAGUGCUGGGAGCUCGCCUUGCACCACAUCGUAGUGAUCACAUGUUUCGGGCUUUCUGUGCUGACGUACCGCUACGUGGGUUUCGCCGUGGUGGCGCUGUUGGUGGAGAUCAACUCGGUGUUCCUCCACCUGAGGCAGAUCCUGCGGCUGGCCAACCGGGCCGCCGGCACCGUCUACCGGGUCAACAGCAUGAUCAACCUGGGCACCUACGUGGUGUUCCGCAUCAACACCCUGGCCUGGAUGACCCGCUGGCUGGUGCUGAACAGGGACAAGGUGCCCCUGGCGGCCUACACGCUGGGCAGCGUCGGCUUGGCCAUCAUGACGGUCAUGAACAUCAUCCUGUUUUACCGCCUGCUCAGGAGCGACUUCCUGACCAGCAGCACCCGAGAGCCCAAGAAAGACAAGGAAACCUAGAAUCCACUUGGACACCGCGCUACAUCUGGUACAUCGGUUUCCGCUUUUGUUCUUGUUGCUCGAGCUCACUAACAGCUGCAUUUGUCUUCUUUUUUUUUUUUUUUUUACAUACUAACGCUUACACCGUUGCCUCACUGCACGGCGCCCGGCAGGGCGUUCCGAAAUGUAGCUGAUGGUGAGCAAAGCUCACAGGCGUCUCUUGAUGGCGUUCAUGUACGUCGCGGCUUUGGGUUCCAUCACCGCUGAGCGAACCAAUCGGGCAAAUUUUAUUUAAAUCCCGUCACGCAAAGGUGAUGAUGCAUUUUUUUUUUUUUUUUUUGUGAGAUUAACUUCGAGCCAGCUACUACCUCAGAAAGCUUUCAGUAC
Messenger RNA from Syngnathoides biaculeatus (alligator pipefish), 2236 nucleotides. RefSeq names its product TLC domain containing 2 (gene tlcd2). Gene Ontology annotation, cellular component: plasma membrane. Gene Ontology annotation, biological process: regulation of membrane lipid distribution; membrane assembly; plasma membrane organization. The record is from RefSeq and is a predicted model, not a curated record. The transcript has 4 exons. Bases 1145 to 1870 code for a protein of 241 amino acids. NCBI's taxonomy places the organism in Eukaryota, Metazoa, Chordata, Actinopteri, Syngnathiformes, Syngnathidae.